UCAACUAAUUGAGUUAAUGUAUCGAUCACAGUGUCCCGUCUUUUGCCUCUGUAGUCACUGGUCGUAGACAUGGCGGCGUGGCUAAAAACUGCGAUACAGGCUGCGAAAAGCCAAAAUGUGUACGCAGCAAGUUAUGCGAUACAGAGCCGUGAUUGCUCUUCGAAACCGUACAUUAUCAAGAACCCGACUACAGCCAGCUUGAAAAGGGGUACCGGUGGUCGUAGCUCCUUCAACGGUGUGGUAUGUACGAUAUUUGGAUGCAGUGGUUUUAUUGGACCAUACGUAUGUAACCGUCUUGGAAAAAUUGGUACACAGCUUAUUCUUCCAUACAGAGGUGACCAUUACCAUGUUCGGCCCCUAAAAGUAUGCGGAGACCUUGGACAAGUUUUAUUCCACCCCUUUCAUCUUAAAGAUGAAGAAUCUAUAAUCAAGAGCAUGAAAUAUUCUAAUGUUGUCAUUAAUUUGAUUUCAUCAUACUAUCCAACUUCUAACUUUAGUUACCAUGAUGUUAAUGUGAAGGGUGCCAGAAGAAUAGCUAGACUUGCCAAGGAAUGUGGAGUGGAACGAUUUAUUCAUGUAUCUUGUUUGAAUGCAAGCGAAAAACCUAAGCCAUUAAUGAUAAAAAACGGUUCAGAAAUUCUUAAAACAAAAUGGGAAGGAGAGUGUGCAGUGAAAGAAGAAUUUCCAGAAGCUACCAUUAUUCGACCCGCGACUAUAUAUGGACAAGAGGAUAAUUUUAUAACACACUAUAUGAAUGCAUGGAGACGAAAUUUUAAAACGGUACCGUUAUGGGAGGGAGGAGAAAAAACCGAGAAACAACCGGUUCAUAUUUCUGAUGUAGCUGCUGGAAUCACUGCUGUUGCAACAAACCCAUUAACAGCUGGUAAAACUUACGAGUUCAUCGGCCCAAGGAGGUAUAAACUGAUUGCACUGGUCAAAUGGUUUUACGAUAUAGCGUCACGUGGACAAGGAGAAUAUUACAAAAUUAUAGACAUGAAAUAUAAUCCAUUGUUUAGAUUGAAAAUUGAAUUGAAUGAAUUGAUAAAUGGACUUCAUAAAACUAAGCCUAUGAAUUGGGAAGCUUUAGAAAUAAAUCACACUAGCGACAAUAUAAAUCCUGGAGUGCCAACUCUAGAAGAUUUAGGUAUAACUCCAUGCACCAUGGAAUCUCGAAUGCAAUGGGAGAUGAUGCCGUAUAGAUUCGAAAACCAUUUCAUAGAAACUGUGGACGAACAAAAAGCAGCUGAUCCAGAAACAAUUCCAAUAAAAUGAAGAUUUUAUAUUUAAUUAAAAUUAACCUGUCAUUUCUCGUUCUUUAGUUGAUGACAUAAAAAUCAACGACAAAGCAUAUUAUCAGGAAUACGCGAGUGUUGACUUUUGUCGUUUAUUAAAUGACAGACCGUUCUAACUACAAUAAAAGGUUACACUAUUUAAUUAUUAAUUUCGUUAUACUGUUACAAUAUUAGAUGUUGGUAAAAAAUAUAAGCUAGUUUGGUCCUCGGUUACUAUGCUGACCGAAGGCCACGCAAAUUUUACAUUACAAAUGGCAAGGGAAAAACUAUUUCCCUUUUAUUUUAUAGUCAGAAGCAUAAUACAUCGAUUAUCAAUCUUCAGUCAAAAAGUUGAUCAGUAAAACAGUGUAAAUAUAACAAUUUGUUAAAAAUAAUAAACAUACAUAUAAAAAG
This is a messenger RNA of Osmia bicornis bicornis, 1685 nucleotides long. It is a transcript of the gene ND-39, whose product is annotated as NADH dehydrogenase [ubiquinone] 1 alpha subcomplex subunit 9, mitochondrial. Gene Ontology annotation, molecular function: protein-containing complex binding. The transcript has 8 exons. The record is from RefSeq and is a predicted model, not a curated record. NCBI's taxonomy places the organism in Eukaryota, Metazoa, Arthropoda, Insecta, Hymenoptera, Megachilidae. Gene Ontology annotation, cellular component: mitochondrion. Bases 70 to 1272 code for a protein of 400 amino acids.